AUGGACUUAUUAAUGGAACUCCGUAUAAAAUUCAAUGUGAAAAUCAUUAUGGAUUUUGAGCUUCUACCUCAAACGUUCCUCACUAUGACCAAAAACACUGUCAUUCUCUCAAUACCUCCUAGUAUGGCAGGAAAGAACAAGGACAAAGAUGGAAAUAAAUCAAAUAAGAUGCCAAAAUUACCAAAUCCAUACUUUAUGUUCUGCAAAGAAAGGAGACAGAUACUCCAAGCCGAAAACUCUCAAAUAUCCAGCCGCGAAAUUACCAAGAAACUUGCUGAAGAAUGGAAGAAUUUACCUGAAAUCGAGAAAUCCCGCUAUAAUGAGAGAUAUAGAGAAGAAUUGGCUAAGUUUUAUAAAGAAAAAGAGAAAUUAGAGCAUCCUCAGCCAAUGCAGAAUACUCUCUUUCUCAAAUUAUUAUCUGUUGAUGGAAGGAUAAUCAAUAUCCCAGCGCAACUGUCUGCUGGUCCCUUUAUGCAAUUCUAG
Trichomonas vaginalis G3 is the source of this 483-nucleotide messenger RNA. Its product is annotated as HMG-box family. Bases 1 to 483 code for a protein of 160 amino acids. Lineage: Eukaryota; Parabasalia; Trichomonadida; Trichomonadidae. The record is from RefSeq and is a predicted model, not a curated record. The transcript has a single exon. Gene Ontology annotation, molecular function: DNA binding, bending.